AUGGAGGGCAGAGAUCUUUCGCCACCACGCGUGGACACAUCUCGACCGUCCCUGGGCUUCCCUUUGGGAACUGCACUAUUGUUGAUAAUAAUCUUCAGCUUGAGUGGCAUAUUCUCCUGCUGCUACCACUGGGACAAGUUCCGCUCAUUCCGUCAAUCUUUCUCCGAUUCCCACGAUGGACACUCUCACACCCAAUCCUCACCCUCCAAGUCCAAGUUUGAUUCCACGGAAUUCAAGCAAAGCAAGGACCAGACCAGCUUGCCGGUGUUGAUGCCUGGGAAUGAGGUACCCACUUUCAUAGCCAUGCCUUGCCCGUGCCAGCCGUCACGGCCGGAGAAGAUCAUUGUCACCGUGGAUAAGCCACCGCCAAAACCACCGCGACUGCCGGUGCCUUUGUAUUAA
Messenger RNA from Gastrolobium bilobum, 402 nucleotides. RefSeq lists its product as uncharacterized. NCBI's taxonomy places the organism in Eukaryota, Viridiplantae, Streptophyta, Magnoliopsida, Fabales, Fabaceae. Bases 1 to 402 code for a protein of 133 amino acids. The transcript is spliced from 2 exons. The record is from RefSeq and is a predicted model, not a curated record.